This is a messenger RNA of Eucalyptus grandis, 1097 nucleotides long. RefSeq names its product reticulon-like protein B1. The record is from RefSeq and is a predicted model, not a curated record. Lineage: Eukaryota; Viridiplantae; Streptophyta; Magnoliopsida; Myrtales; Myrtaceae. The coding region runs from base 90 to 860 and encodes 256 amino acids. The transcript is spliced from 5 exons.
UGCAUCUUCUGCGCUGUUCUAGAGAGAGAGAGAGAGAGAGAGAGAGGGUUUCGGCGAGAAGGGAAAAAGCUUCCGAACGUCUGAUUCCGAUGGCCGAUCACGAGGAGGCGAAGGGCGGCGAGUCUUUGCUCGAGAAGAUUUCUGGCAAUUUCGGCGGCGGCGGCGGCGGCGGUUCCUCGUCGUCCGAUUCCGACGACGACAGGGUCGCGGAGGCGGCGGAGGCGGCCAAGGCCAAGGUCUACCGCCUCUUCGGCCGGGAGCGGCCCGUCCACCAGGUCCUCGGCGGCGGCAAGCCGGCUGAUGUGUUCCUAUGGAGGAACAAGAAGGUAUCAGCUGGCGCGCUUGGUGUUGUGACUGUGAUAUGGGCUCUGUUUGAGUUGGCGGAGUACCACCUGCUAACUUUGGCUGCCCACUGCUUGAUUCUCACCCUGGCGGUCUUGUUCUUGUGGUCUAAUGCGCACGCGUUUAUCCACAAGAGCCCGCCACGAAUUCCUGAAGUGUCUAUUCCAGAGGAGCCAGUCUUACAAUUUGCAUCUGCACUGAGACUUGAGAUAAAUCAGGCGUUCGCAGUAUUGAGGGAUAUUGCAUCUGGGAAAGAUCUUAAGAAGUUCUUAUUAGUGAUUGCUGGCUUGUGGCUCUUGUCAAUCGCGGGCAACUGGUGCAACUUCUUGACCUUGUUCUACAUAGUCUUUGUAUUGCUGCAUACGGUGCCUGUGCUAUACGAGAAGUUUGAGGACAAGAUCGAUCCAUUUGCAGAGAGGGCAAUGGGUGAACUCAGGAAGCAGUAUGCUGUCUUCGAUGCCAAAGUCUUGAGUAAGAUCCCGAGGGGGCCAUUUAAGGAUAAGAAGAAGGCAGCCUGAAUCUGUCUGACCCAUGUUUUUUAAUGAAAGAAUUUGGUAGCUUUGGUGUUUUUGUCCAUGAUCUGUGAAAUUUAUAUUUAUCGUCUAGAAGCCAGUCUUUGGGUUCACUUGAAUUGGCACAAUUUACACCAGGGUGUGGAGCUGCUUAUGGGUUUUACAAACUUUAGGGUCAUAUGGUCAAUGCAUUGUACAUCGGUUGAAUUUACUUUCUGGAGAUAUAGUUGUUAGUUUGGCUUA